AUGAUGGACAUGAAGAUGGCCCAUGGCACGCCCUGGCUCGAUCAGCCGGUGAUGCUUCAUUCGUCUCGCGCCGACAAAUGCAAACUGACCGAAGCUCAAUGUCUCUAUCGCAAAUCUCAUUGGCGAUACUGGUACCAAGCCGACCAUGUUUACGCAUUGAAUACCGUCUACUUCAUGUGCGCGGUGAUUGGAGUGUUCGCGAUCUCGAACUUGCUCGUACGAUUCGCUCCAGAUAGAGUGAGACGGACCAGACCAUGGCCGAUGACACUUGGCCCGCAACCUUACUACUGGCCGACAGAUGCUUCUUAUGGAAGUAGUCCUCCAAUUGCGACUCGAUCGGGCUGGAUGGCUCUUGCGCUGCUUCCAUUUGUACUGGCACUGAGCACAAAAGCCAACAUGAUCUCUGGUGUGACUGGGAUUCCGCAUGAGAAACUUCAAGUAUUCCAUCACUGGACUAGCUAUGCGAUGUUUGUGUUGGCCUUGAUUCAUACAUUUCCCUUCAUUGUAUAUCACAUCUGGAAGGGGGAUAUGAUGCAGAAGUGGAAGACAAGUGUCGUCUACUGGACGGGGGUCGCUGCUCUCCUCUCACAGACAUAUCUAACCCUUAUGUCUUUACCAUGCAUUCGCAAUCGUUUCUACGAAUUUUUCAAAGCCACUCACAUCUUCAUGGCGGUAGUGUUUAUCGUGUUUUUAUUCCUUCACUGCGACUUCCGGCUCUCUUCUUGGGACUACUUCAUAGCCUCGGGCGUAAUCUACUUCUUAAGCCUGAUAGCUAGCCACGUCCGUACCUAUUUAAUGCACGGUAUCCACAACGCAACUCUCGAACUCCUUCCUGGUGGUCUUGUCCGCGUUGCGGUCCCAUCAAUCAUUAAAUGGACCCCAGGCCAGCACAUCUUCGUGCGCUUCCUCACAACAGACCUACACCUACUCACUGCCCAUCCCUUCACCAUCUCCUCCGCAUGUCGCAAUCCAGACGAAAUUGGCAAAGCCUCGGAAUUAGUAUUCUACAUCAAGCCACGUGGCGGCGUUACCGGUCGCCUCAGAGCAAUGGCAGCCAAGAAUCCAGGCUGCACGAAGAAGAUCCUGAUAGAGGGACCGUAUGGCGGCAUCAGUGCACCGCACAUGGCGCAAUUCGACACGAUCCUGGUGAUAGCUGGCGGUUCAGGAGGCGGAUUCUCACUUGCCAUGGUAGACGAAGCUCUCCGGCUGACGGGCAUGAACGCAUCGGCAAGUGAAAUACGAGCACCCUCCUGGCAGAACCUCCAGGUUGUCUUCUCGACACGCGAUCACGCCAUGGCAGAUUGGUACAUCGAAGAGAUCGAAUCACGGCUCUCUGAAUCGACCAUGUUAUCUGCAAACUCCAAAAACCGUUUAGAGACUGCGGUGUCUGUGCAUGUCACUGACCAGAUAGAAUCGGGGACUUCCUCGGCUUCGGAAUCUGGUGAUGUUAAGUGCACGGCUGACAAGGUGCGGCCGGCUGAGAUUAGUACCACAGGUAGUUUCAGUUUGAAUGUUCACCGCAAUGCUCGGCCCGAUAUUUUUGGACUGGUUGCGCGCACUGUUGCCAUGGCACAUGUUCAAGGAACGCACCUUCGGAAGAAGCAGCGGGUUGGGGUUUUGGUUUGUGGUCCAGCUUCUAUGCUGCAUGACACUCGGAAUGCGGCAGCUUUGGCACAGACCAGAGUGUUUGGGGGUGAGGUGGAGGAGCUGUAUCUGCAUUCCGAGUCUUUUGUGUAA
Messenger RNA from Penicillium digitatum Pd1, 1737 nucleotides. Its product is annotated as ferric reductase family protein. Gene Ontology annotation, biological process: iron ion transport; copper ion import; intracellular iron ion homeostasis. The record is from RefSeq and is a predicted model, not a curated record. Gene Ontology annotation, molecular function: ferric-chelate reductase activity. Gene Ontology annotation, cellular component: plasma membrane. NCBI's taxonomy places the organism in Eukaryota, Fungi, Ascomycota, Eurotiomycetes, Eurotiales, Aspergillaceae.